Molecule: messenger RNA, 825 nt
Organism: Penicillium daleae
Lineage: Eukaryota; Fungi; Ascomycota; Eurotiomycetes; Eurotiales; Aspergillaceae
Exons: 2
Coding region: 1-825 (274 amino acids)
Molecular function (GO): copper ion binding; oxidoreductase activity
Source: RefSeq, a predicted model, not a curated record
AUGCGGCCCACACUGUUUUGGGCAGCUGCCCUCGUAUGCGAAGCCGCUACGUCCUUUGGCAAGCUGGUGGCCCAUGACAAGAACUUUUACCCGGAUAAUGUUUUACGUGUCACCGCAGAAAACGUCCCUGUCGCUUGCGAGUCUCGACUAAGCGUGCUUGUCAACGGCACUUCACCAGGGCCCGCAAUCCACCUGUCUCCGGGGAAGAUUACCUGGAUCAGGGUAUACAAUGAUCUAGAAGUUUUCAAAUUGACUAUACAUUGGCAUGGCCUUUCCCAGCGAAUGGCGCCUUUCUCGGAUGGCACUCCACAAGCAUCGCAAUGGCCCAUCCCUCCGGGUCACUUCUUCGACUACGAAAUCCAGACUACUCGCGACGAUGCUGGUACAUACUUUUACCACAUAUAUGUGGGGAUGGACGAGGUGUCGGCCUUAGGAGCACUUAUUGUGGAUGAUUUCGGAAAGCCGCCGUAUGACUAUGAUGAGGACCGUUUGCUUAUCUGGAGUGACUAUUUUAAUAAGGCAGACUACAACAUGACGGUUGGUCUGCAAGCGGUACUAUUUACGUGGCCCGGCGAAGUGAACUCCGUCUUGCUCAACGGCGUUGGAGUUGUAAUUAGUCACGAGCCCAAGAACUCCGGUACCUGCGCACUGCCUAUUAUUGAGGUAGAUCCUGGUAAGAAGUACCGUUUUCGCUUCAUUAGUUCGACUGCGCUUUCGUUCCUUAUGAUCGGUUUUGAAGGUCACCAUAAGAUGGCCGUUAUCGGAGCUGAUUCGCGGUAUACUAAGCCCGCCCCGAUCGACCGUAUGCAGAUCGCCUCUGGCUAG